Serinus canaria (Common canary) is the source of this 1622-nucleotide messenger RNA. RefSeq names its product ubiquitin conjugating enzyme E2 R2 (gene UBE2R2). The record is from RefSeq and is a predicted model, not a curated record. The transcript has 5 exons. Gene Ontology annotation, biological process: ubiquitin-dependent protein catabolic process; protein polyubiquitination. Bases 133 to 849 code for a protein of 238 amino acids. Gene Ontology annotation, molecular function: ubiquitin conjugating enzyme activity. NCBI's taxonomy places the organism in Eukaryota, Metazoa, Chordata, Aves, Passeriformes, Fringillidae.
CAAAAGGAAGUGGCGGCGGCGGGGCCGUCAGCGCGGGGAGGGGCGGGGGCGGCACCGGCACCACCGGCACCGGGACCACCGGGAGCGGCACCUGGAGCGAGGAGGCGGCCGCGGCGGGGGCCGCGCCGCGCCAUGGCCCAGCAGCAGAUGAGCAGCUCGCAGAAGGCGCUGAUGCUGGAGCUGAAGUCGCUGCAGGAGGAGCCGGUCGAGGGCUUCCGCAUCACCCUGGUCGACGAGUCCGACCUCUACAACUGGGAGGUGGCGAUCUUCGGGCCCCCCAACACGCUCUACGAGGGCGGGUACUUCAAGGCUCACAUUAAAUUUCCUAUUGACUAUCCAUAUUCACCACCUACCUUCAGAUUCCUGACCAAAAUGUGGCACCCCAACAUUUAUGAGAAUGGAGAUGUAUGUAUUUCAAUUCUUCACCCACCUGUAGAUGACCCACAAAGUGGAGAGCUACCAUCAGAGAGGUGGAACCCUACCCAAAAUGUCAGGACUAUCUUACUGAGUGUAAUCUCUUUGCUUAAUGAGCCCAACACAUUCUCCCCAGCCAAUGUGGAUGCGUCAGUCAUGUUCAGGAAAUGGAGGGACAGUAAAGGAAAAGACAAGGAGUAUGCUGAAAUCAUAAGGAAACAGGUUUUGGCUACCAAAGCUGAGGCAGAGAAGGAUGGCGUGAAGGUCCCCACUACACUGGCAGAGUACUGCAUCAAAACUAAAGUGCCUUCCAAUGACAACAGUUCAGAUUUGCUUUACGACGAUUUGUACGAUGACGACAUUGAUGAUGAAGACGAGGAGGAGGAGGAUGCCGACUGUUACGAUGAUGAUGAUUCUGGCAACGAGGAGUCGUGACCUGCUCCCUCUAUGCCCCUGUACUGCCCUGCCGACUCAGGCCAGAAGGGAGCAGCGGUAACCUAGCAGCAGUCCAGCAAAAAAGUGUGGGGGGGGGGGUAUCAAAAAAAAAAAAACAAAAAAAAAAAACAAAAAAAAAAACCCAACACAAAACUUUGUCUCCUGCUGUCUCCUGUUGUAUGGAUCUGUUCGCUCCUUUUUUAUGGACCUCUUAGAGACCCUCCACAGAAUGUCUGAAUUCUUGCAUUCUUAACCCUUUCAUCACUGUAUUACAAUUUCUUUUUAAAAAAGAAACUCCCCUUUUCACUUCUCUACGAAAUGCUCACAGCAAAACAGGUUUGCUCGUGUUUAGAUUCUUGAAUUAAAUACAGUCUUGCAUUGAGAUGUUUAAUGUAUUUAAAGCUGGAACAAACCCAUUGGAAGCUGGGUUUUUGGGAGCUCAAAGUGCUGCAUUCACUGGGAAGAAAAAAAAAAUCCCCACGAAGCAAAUUGCCAAGGUUUAGCUGCUCCAUUUACAAUAAUAGCGUGUGUACAUUCGUUUAGCCUUGUGGUGGUGGCUUUUCCUUUAUAAGGUGUGGGGCGGAGAGUGUAAAGCUACUGUGUGUUGAGCUUGAUGGGAUGUCACUGAAAGGUACAGUAUUCCUUUUCAGCCUGCUAAGUUAGGAAAUAGCUGGCUCCUGGAGCCCCAGAGGGCACAAUCAGCUUUGUCUCUGGAAAAGGCUUGUGAUAUGAACCUAAAAUAAACACUUAACACUUCACAUCUGUACAACUGA